CUCGAUCGCAUCGGUUUUCCAUCGACUAGGCGGCCCGACGCUCGUCGGAAAACUCUUCCGGUGCGGAAGAAGCCGGAAAAGAGGCGGUUCACGAUAAAUCACAAAAAAAGGAUAAUGAUUUCGAUGACAGCCGGUUAAUCCAUCAAGAUGUCUCUUCUCUAUUUGAGCGAAUCCGGGGCCCAAUCGCUCUGCUUAAACGACUCCACGACGGAGUGUCUGCCGUGCAACUUCAACAACGGCACAUCGACCGCCUUCUUUUUGAGCGAUGACCAGCCGGACCUGAACGAGGAUCCCAGAAUUGAGACCCUGCGGAGAUACUCAUACGCGUUCGCCCUGCCGUCCAUUUGCUUCCUCGGCAUAAUUGGGAAUAUUUUUAAUCUCAUUGUCCUCACGCGUCGGAACAUGCGAGGGCCAGCUUACAUUUAUAUGAGAGGAUACUCAGGCGCAGCGCUGCUGGCAAUUUGCUUCGCAUUGCCGUUCGCUUGGAGGGUGCUCGUGCAUCGCGAACAAGGCCAUUGGGAACAACCGCUUUCAGCUUACUACUUCGCCCAUCUGGAGCUCUUCCUCGGCAACGGCUGCCUCGGCGUGGGAGUCCUGAUGCUCCUGGCCUUGACGUUGGAGAGAUAUGUCAGCGUGUGCCAUCCGGGCCACGCUAGACCCAUAUUGGGUUCUCCCAUUCGAGUCGUUACCGUCAUUCCUUUGAUAACUCUCAUACUUUACAUUCCGAAUUUGUUCCGCAAUAGAGUCAGAACUUGUCAAUUCCUGCCGAAAGGAAUUAUUAUCUACCAGAGAGUCGAAGAUACGGAGUAUUUGAUGAGUCCCUUGUACAGUGUGUAUAAAGUAAUAUUGGAAUUUAUUUACAAAGUGCUGCCGGUUAUUUUGCUGGCUGCGUUGAACUUGAGGAUUUUAAUUGUAUACAGAAGAUCGUGCGAUAAGCGAAGGAAAAUGACGCUGAGCAGGAAAUGCUCCGGGGAGGAGGAUCCGAAGAAAUUCGCCGAAGAAAGAAGAUUGGUUUUGCUAUUGGGAUCUACAAGUAUAUUGUUCUUGGUCUGCGUAACGCCCAUGGUUUUGUUGAAUGUGACCUUAUCAGAUGCAAACCUUGUAUAUUAUCCAUACCAGGUGUUUCGAGCAGUCGCUAAUCUUCUGGAAAUAACCAACUAUUCCAUCACCUUUUACAUAUAUUGUUCGUUUUCUGAGGACUUCAGAAAUACGUUGCUGAGAACGUUGAGACUCCGAAGUUACGAUCUGAAGAGAGGCGCUGUAAAAACCCCCCAACCGACUGCAACGACGACGAUAACGCAGCAAAAAUGUGUUUGAUACAAGCCCUGUAGACCGGAUUGGACUCCGGUCUGAGAACGCAAUGUACAAAAUAAAUAUUCGAGUAUAAAAUAUUAUUAAUUAUAAUGGCAUAUUACCAUAUUUUAAACUGUGAGAUAUUUUUUUUAAACUGAUUAAAUGAUUAAGAUGAAACCACAUUGGAUGGCACAUUUAGUAUAAACUUAAUGAACCAUUUAAUGUCGUUUUUUUUAGUAAAUAUAGACUGUAAAGAUAAUAUGUAUGUUCAAAAUAAUAGUGUACUUGUUCCUAGUAAACUAUUUGUAUAAUUAGGUUUAUACUUACGAUUAAAAUGUUUAUACCUACAUACAAAAUAAAAAUUUUAAAAUCGCG
Molecule: messenger RNA, 1668 nt
Organism: Phyllotreta striolata
Lineage: Eukaryota; Metazoa; Arthropoda; Insecta; Coleoptera; Chrysomelidae
Source: the annotation of a GenBank genome assembly